Erpetoichthys calabaricus (reedfish) is the source of this 3176-nucleotide messenger RNA. RefSeq names its product dynein axonemal intermediate chain 3 (gene dnai3). The coding region runs from base 97 to 2832 and encodes 911 amino acids. NCBI's taxonomy places the organism in Eukaryota, Metazoa, Chordata, Cladistia, Polypteriformes, Polypteridae. Gene Ontology annotation, cellular component: inner dynein arm. The record is from RefSeq and is a predicted model, not a curated record. Gene Ontology annotation, biological process: inner dynein arm assembly; cilium movement involved in cell motility. Gene Ontology annotation, molecular function: dynein heavy chain binding; dynein light chain binding. The transcript is spliced from 23 exons.
UGGAAACUCAAGAGACUCGGGAAGACUUGCAAGAGUUAGCGCUCCUCGGGAUUAUUGAACUAUACAUAUUUUUAAAAGGACAAAAGGAAGUCGAAGAUGACAGGUAAAGGAAGUCCAAAAGCUGGUGCCAGGGGUUCUGCCAGUAGGCCAAAAAGCUCAAGCAGUGCUGGAAGUGCAAAAUCAAACAAAAGUGCUAAAGGAAAGCCAAAACCUUCUGCAGGUAAAAAAGAAGAAGCUGCACCACCUGCUUCAGAAUGUGCUCCACCAGAGGAUAUAUUUCCCCUGGUGCUAACAUCAAAAACCCAGGAGCUUUUUCAGUGUCGAGCUGAUGAGGAUCUUACACAAGAAAAUCCCUAUAAACUGCUUAGAAAAGAAGACAUUCUCCUGGAUGUAAAGACCAGAGGGGUGGUGUCUGAUUUUCAACCAUUUAAACAGCUGGUUCUUGACUAUCCUGAGGAAGAAAUUUUAUUGGUGUAUGACAGAGACUUUAAAUAUGGAAAUAAUUUUUACCUUGUUGGCUCAGAAGAAAAGAAAGAACAAUUUUUACAUCCCCCAGAAGCAUCAACACAAGAAGAAGAAGAGGAAGCACAGGAGGCUCCAUACAAACCACCAGAAUCUAAACUCUGGAUAUCCCUUGGAAGUGAAGUUGAGAUUGAAGAUGAGUCUAUAAAAGAUCACAGACAAAAGAUUUGUUUUAAGAUUUCUAGAAUCCGAAGAGAAUUUGGAGCUCCAGUGAAGUUCUCUGAUCAUAGUGCUGUGAAAGAGAAAGAGAAUUAUGUAGAAUGCCCUUCAUACCAAGAUAAAACAUUCAAUAUUAAACAAAUGGAGAAGAAUGCAGGCAUACAAGCAAUUCCAAUGCUAGUAGAGGCUAGUACACAAACUAAAUGGAAGUAUCCUAAAAAUGCCUGUACACAAUAUUCAGCCCAAGAGUUCUCAGAUGAAGAAAAACAGAAAUUAUUCACUUCAAAGAGCCUAAAAGACUUCAUAAACUCAGUGUCCAUUAGAUUUGAAAUUGCUUUACAACAAAAUGAAAUUAUGAAUGCAUUUAUUGAUGACUGGAAAGUUCUUGGAGAAGAAGAAAGUUCUUUUGGUGGGAAGACAGAUACUCAUCUUAAAGAAUAUCAAUCUUUUACUGAUCUGCACUUCAGCAAAAAUAAAGCUGUCAGCUUUGUCAACUGGCAUCCAUCCAUCCCAGGAAUAAUAGCUGUUGCUGUUAGAGAAAAAUAUUCAUUUGAAGAAAGAAUUAAUUUCAGUGCAAAACUGCUUCUAACCCAUGCAUUGAUACUUAUAUGGAGCUUUUCUGAUCCCAUACACCCUCAGUUGUUGCUGGAAUGUCCAGAUGAUGUAUACUGUUUUGAAUUCUGUCCGUCUGAUCCCAGUAUCAUUGUUGGUGGCUGUAUGAAUGGACAGAUUGCACUCUGGGACAUUUCUGCACACAUGGAAAGGCUACAAAGCACCAGGACUGGAGGGGGAAAACAUGCUCCUGCUAAAGCAACCUCAUUACCUGGGUUUGAAGAUCCACAUGCCAAUGACACUCCAGUCAUGCGUUACUGUGCUGUGUCAUCUAUUGAAAGCGGUCAUAAAGCACCUGUCACAGAUGUUCAAUGGCUGCCAGAUUAUUAUGAGGUUUCAAGAUUGGGAACCCCUGUAGAAAACAGUAGUGGAAUGUGCUUACAGAUUAUGACAUGUUCCCCCGACUGUACUGUCUUUAUAUGGGAUGUUCGAGCACCAAAGGCCCCGUUAUCCCAAAUGACAGACAGAAAAAAGGCUGAAGAAAAGCGUCUUGACAUUCUUCAUGAAAUUCCAGAUACUUUUAAACACCUUGAUCUGACAUGGAAACCUUUAAUUAAGGUAGCUCUUCCUAAACUUGAUGGAGGUGGAGAAUAUAGCUCCAUGAAAUUCAGUCUUGUAGACAGUCAUCGUGACACCUGGAUACAUGGCAAUGUUGACAAAUUCCAUCCUAAGACUGAAAAGUUAGAAAGUGGCAUUGAUUAUGCUACAUUGAGGGUUCCUUCAGCUAAAAAUCUUAAAGGACAGAGUGAUGUCAGCACAAAAUUUUCACUAGGCACUGAGGAUGGGGAACUUGUAUAUGCAGACUGGAAAAUGGAAAAAGACAACGAUACAGGCAAACUUUCAAGUUCUAAACCCUCUAAUUGUUUUGUAAUUCAUGAUGGCUUAUUAAAUACGGUGCAAAGAUCUCCAUUUUUUAAAGAUAUAGUUCUGACAGUUGGAGGAUGGACCUUCGCCAUUUGGAAAGAAGAUAUUAUGAGCGGACCCCUUCUUCAAUCAUGUUGCUCUCAGAAGAGGUGCACUGUGGGACAUUGGUCUAUUUCAAGGCCUGGUGUUUUUUUUAUUGGCAAAGAAGAUGGAAGCAUUGACAUUUGGGAUCUUCUAGAAAAAACCCACGAGCCAUCACAAACACAAAACAUCUGUACUGCACCAAUCACGUGCAUUAAACCCUGGAUAAUGUCAUCAAGACAACACCUUUUAGCUGUCUCAGAUGAACAAGGAACGGUAUAUAUUUUAGAGAUUCCUUGGACAAUACGUCAUCCUUCAAACAAUGAAAAGACAAGUGUCAGCAAUUACUUUGAAAGAGAAGUUAAACACCUGCAAUACUUUGAGGCACGGAAACUCUUUAGAGAGAGGGAAAAAAGCGAAAUGGAGGCAGAUGAGCAAAAACGAAAAGCAGAAGCAGUGCCUCCAGAGAAAACAGCAGAACAACUGGAAAUGGAGAGAAAAACUGAAUAUGAAGAGUAUUUGGAAGUGGAGAAAAAAAUUCUGAUCCAAGUUGGGAUUUUACAAGAAGCAGAGGAGCCACUGCCUACUGUUUAAGGUGCAAUGGCUGAGUGGCUAUUUGUAUGUACAGUGUAAAUUCAGAUUUUACUGUAACUUUUUUUCUUACCCUAUAAAAAAACUAAGUAACAACAUGGUAAGUUGUAUCUAAGGCUUCUUUUGCACAAUAUAUAAUCAAUAUUUAGUUGCCUGUGUUUUGUUUUCUUGCUGCCAAUAUACACUGUUUUUAUCCUGAGAAAAAUACACAUAUCCUUUGUCUGUUUUAACUGCUCUUACUCAUUUAGAGCAGCAUUUAAGACUAAGGUUGUAUAUUUUAUGAGCUUGUGGGUAGGAGCAGAAUACUUAAAUAAAGACAGAAUUCAGAAUACCUGUGCUAUUAACAG